Messenger RNA from Anopheles coluzzii, 3210 nucleotides. RefSeq names its product protein HIRA homolog (gene Hira). Gene Ontology annotation, cellular component: HIR complex; nucleus. The coding region runs from base 295 to 3159 and encodes 954 amino acids. Gene Ontology annotation, molecular function: protein binding; nucleosome binding. NCBI's taxonomy places the organism in Eukaryota, Metazoa, Arthropoda, Insecta, Diptera, Culicidae. The record is from RefSeq and is a predicted model, not a curated record. Gene Ontology annotation, biological process: DNA-templated transcription; regulation of DNA-templated transcription; chromatin remodeling. The transcript is spliced from 5 exons.
CAGGGUUAAACGUCACCCGAUUGGGAGGGAAAAGACCGAACGAGGAACGCAACACAGCUACUGCCCUGAUGGGAAGAAGAGUUUGCCGCAAAGUGUUCUGAAAACACAACAAAUUUGGCUCAUUUUAAAAGCGUCGAAACAACUCGUUUUACGUUGCUUUCGAUGAGUAAAUAGUUGUAAAAAAGUGUACAAGUAACUCAAGCUUACGCUUGCAUCGUUUUAAGUGCUUAAAGUGAACCAAAAAUGAGCCGAUUUUGUUAGUUUGUUUUCCUCCCUACUGAGCGUUUGUGUAAAAUGAAGAUUUUCCAGCCAAAUUGGGUCCAUCACGAUGAGAAAUCCAUUUUCUCGAUCGAUAUUCACCCGAGCGGCGAACGGUUCGCUACCGGCGGGCAGGGAUGCGACUCGGGCCGGGUCGUGAUCUGGAACAUGGCGCCGGUGCUGAGCGAGCAGGCCGAAGCGAACAAAAGCGUGCCGCGCGUCCUCUGCCAGAUGGACAACCAUCUGGCGUGCGUGAACUGUGUGCGGUGGUCCGGCAACGGGCUGAUGCUGGCGUCCGGCGGGGACGACAAGCUGGUCAUGAUCUGGAAAAAGACGCUCAGUGGCAGCGGGGGCGGCAUCGGUGCGUUCGGUGGCGGCGGCGGCAAGUCCGUCGAGCACUGGCGCUGCAUUUCCACGCUCCGGGGGCACGCCGGGGACGUGCUGGAUCUGGCCUGGUCGCCGCAGGACCGAUGGAUUGCGAGCUGCAGCGUGGACAACACGAUCAUCGUGUGGGAUGCGCAACAGUUUCCCAAAAUUGUGCAUGUGCUCAAGGGACACACCGGUUUGGUGAAGGGCGUCACGUGGGAUCCGGUCGGUAAGUUUGUCGCAUCGCAGAGCGACGACCGCUCGCUGAAGGUGUGGAAAACGACCGACUGGAGCUGCUUCAAGACGAUCACCGAACCAUUCGAAGAGUGUGGCGGCACGACGCACAUUCUGCGGCUGUCCUGGUCGCCGGACGGGCAGUAUCUGGUAUCCGCGCACGCGAUGAACGGGGGCGGCCCGACGGCGCAAAUCAUCGAGCGGGACGGCUGGAAGUGCGAUAAGGAUUUCGUGGGCCACCGGAAGGCGGUCACGUGCGUGCGAUUUCACAACUCGAUCCUGAAGCGGUCGGCGCCGAAAACGAACAAGCUGCAGCAGUACUGCUGCCUGGCGGUGGGAGCACGCGACCGCAGCCUGUCCAUCUGGCUGACGGCACUGCAGCGACCGCUGGUCGUUAUACACGAUCUGUUUCAGGACUCGAUACUGGACCUGUCCUGGAGCUGUGACGGGUACACGCUGCUUACGUGCAGUGGGGACGGCCACAUUGCCUGCCUGCAGUUUACCGCCCAGGAGCUGGGCACACCGCUCUCCGAGGAGGACAAAAACAUACUGUACCAGCGGAUGUACGGGAAGAAUGCCAACAUUGACCUCACGGCCCAGGCCGAGAAGGAGAUGAUAGUGGAAAACUCCGAUUUCUUAAACGUCUCCAAAAGCAACCCCCUGCCACCGACCCUUAUCCCGCAGCAGCAGCAGCAGCAGCCGCAGCUGGGAGGCAUGCGUCAGGAUGGCGCUGGUAAAGUGGUCCAGCCGGCGUCCCAACCUGCUGCCGCCAUUAAAUCUUCCUCCAGCCUAGCGGCACCCACACCCAUUCUGAAGCAAAUCGAGACGAAAACGGCCGACGGCAAGCGUCGCAUCACGCCCAUGUUCAUACCACUGAACGACGACAACGGACCAGCGUCACACGCCACCAACAACAUCAUGCCCUCGUCGAUCGAGUUUGGCAGCAAAUCGAGCGAAACGUCGACCGUUGAGAUAAAGCAGCGCGCCCACGAAGAGCCAACCAUCAUUCCGCCUCCCGCAGAACGUGCCACCGGUGAGCCGACGUCCAAGUUGGACAAUCGGUUGAAGAAAAUGGCUACAGCACCGCCUCAGAAAGCUGAACCGAUGACUGUUCCGACCGACCCGCAGCAGCAGCAGCAGCAGCAGCUUUCCGCUCCCUCUAGCACGAUUCAACCGGCAGCGAAUCAGAAGCUGAUGGACCGGACGCGACAACCCGCGACGUACCCAACGGGCAAAGCGACCGUCAUCCAGGGCCAUUCGUUCAAAGCGUUUGGCGAGGUACGGGUACAGAUACAGAACAACACGGUCAAGACGUCGUACGGCACGCUGUCCCGGGUGGUUGGGGUGGUCGUAACCGCUCAGCGAGUGGAGAGAAAGCUCUGGGAAACGGUCGUCGGGUCGCCGAUCGUUUGCUUUGCCGUUGGGGCGAAGUAUGCGAUCGUAUGCAGCCAGGACCAUACGAUCCGGAUGGUGGACAUCAAGACGGGCACGCCGGUCUUUCCCGUGCUCAGUCUCACGAGCCCGGCCGUACUGAGCGCUUUUAGCUCCAACUCACAGCUGGCUGGCGUUGUUACCGAAAGUGGCAUACUGAGAAUUUGGAGCGUGCCGGAAAAAGCGGUCCUACUAUCGACUAGCUGUGCAGAGAUCAUGAGCGGAAGUUUCGUAACAAUUCUUCACGUAUCGGAUAAGGGAAUGCCGUUCAUUGUGCUGUCGAAUGGGUCGUCUUACAGCUACUGCCGCAAGCUCGACAGCUGGAUGCUAAUCAAUUCGUCCGAUCCGGUCAUACGGCACGGUUUGAUCGGCAACAAAACCAACGCCCCGGUGCGCAACAUUAAAACGUACCCCCUCUCAACGAUACAAUCGUACGGCAGCUUUUCCGGCCCGAAAACGAACAGCUUUGCCGAAUUACACUCCGCCUCCUGGCAAACGUCCGCCGCGAUAGCGUUCAUCGAAAAUCAAAUCAAGAUCUGCGAAAUGAUUGCGUCGCCGGCCGAGCUGAAGUACUGGUACUCGAUGCUGGGCUUCCAGCUGGCACUGAACGGCAGCGAGGAGAAGAUACGCCAGGUGCUGGACGAUCUGCUCGGAGCCUCGCACAACAGCCUCGACCCUUGUCGGACACUGGCCGGCGACGAUGCGGACGACCGGUCGGUGCUCGGUAUCUCGAAGCAGCUGCUGAUGGAGGACGUGCUGAAUCACCUGAAAACGCAAACCAAAUGGCAGCGCAUCUACACCGAGUAUCUGGACCAGCUAAAAUUCCUCAAGGAGCGGGAUGGCGGCCGAGACAAACCACUGAUGGAGUAGUGCAUGGAGUGUAGCCGAGCGUACAAUAAAACUCUAAACUCUAAACGGUAA